GAAAUAAAUGAGAAGCUCCCAAUAUGCCAAAAAUCAGGACGCUCCUAUUCUUGUUCUUUCUCUUCCUCUCAGCCGCCGUUGAGGCAAAACCAAAGCCUAAGAAAGUUAAAUGUAAAGACAAGGGAUUUCCUCAAUGUUACAAAUCUGAGCACUAUUGCCCUGCUGAUUGUCUUCGAACUUGUGUUGUUGAUUGUUCCUCUUGCAAACCUGUUUGUACUCCGCCACCCCCUCCGCCCCCAUCUCCUCCUCCGCCGCCACCAAAACCCCGCAAGCUCAAGUCUCCACCGCCUCCUCCGUACGUUUACUCGUCACCCCCGCCUCCACCCCCAUACAUUUACUCGUCACCCCCGCCACCACCCCGACAUGUUUACUCUUCCCCUCCGCCGCCCCCAUACAUUUACUCUUCCCCUCCACCGCCUCCCUUCAUUUACUCUUCUCCACCUCCACCCGCUACAACGGAGCCUCCACCUCCAAUUCCUCCAACUCCAACCCCUCCAACAUCCCUUUCUCCACCGCCAUCAUCUGAGGCGUCCGGACAGAAGAAAGUUAGGUGCAAGAACAGGAGCUUUCCACAUUGCUACGGGAUGGAGUUGACUUGUCCAACUGAUUGUCCCGGCCAAUGUGAGGUUGAUUGUGUUACUUGCAGCGCCGUUUGCAACUGUAACCGUCCCGGAGCAGUGUGCCAAGACCCAAGAUUCAUUGGAGGAGAUGGAAUCACCUUCUACUUCCAUGGAAAAAAAGACAAAGAUUUCUGCAUCGUCACCGACUCCAACCUCCACAUCAACGCCCACUUCAUCGGUAGAAGAAACGUCGACAUGAAGAGGGACUUCACUUGGGUCCAAUCCCUUGGCAUCCUCUUUGACUCCCACCAGCUCUUCAUCGGCGCUAGAAAAACCUCAACUUGGGAUGACGCCAAUGACCGCCUCUCCCUCUUGUUCAACAACCAAACCAUUGUCCUCUCAAACCAAGAGGGCGCCACCUGGAGUAAUUCAACCACGUACGAGGGGAUCACAAUAACUAGAACACGCAACACAAAUGCAGUUGAGAUCAAUGUACCUGGUAACUUCAAAAUCAAAGCCGUUGUGGUUCCUAUAACGGAAAAGGAAUCGAGGAUCCACAAGUAUGGAAUUACACAAGAGGAUUGCUUUGCCCAUUUGGAUUUGAGCUUCAAGUUCUAUGCUUUGAGUGGGAAAGUGAAUGGGGUUUUGGGGCAGACUUAUGGUAGCAACUACGUGAGCAGGGCCAAGAUGGGAGUAGCAAUGCCUGUUUUGGGGGGCGAUAAGGAGUUUGCUUCUUCAGGUCCUUUUGCUACGGAUUGUGCGGUUGCACGGUUCAAUGGGCAGUUGGAAGGAAAAGACAGUUCCUUGGAGGUUACAGCCUAUGACAAUAUGAGCUGUGGCAGUGACAUGGAAGGUGAAGGAGUUGUUUGCAAACGAUAGGUUUGAUCUCAAUUGCUGGAUUCUUCAUCAAACCAAUAAACGUUAUGCUAAUUAUAUCAUAAAAAGUAAUUAAGAAUAAAAGUGGAAACAUGAAAUGUGAAA
Cucurbita moschata (crookneck pumpkin) is the source of this 1541-nucleotide messenger RNA. RefSeq lists its product as uncharacterized. The coding region runs from base 24 to 1439 and encodes 471 amino acids. The transcript has 2 exons. Lineage: Eukaryota; Viridiplantae; Streptophyta; Magnoliopsida; Cucurbitales; Cucurbitaceae. The record is from RefSeq and is a predicted model, not a curated record.